AUGGCCUCCUCGCAACAUUACCAGCAGUAUGAAGUUCUCACCCAUGUCAACGAAAACACUAUGACUACUCGUCCCAUGCGAGUUUCACGCAAUCGUGAGAACUUGCAACCAUACUGGAUCCCUGAGGGAUUUCGUGCCGUGCUAAUCUCAAUUAACGACAUCCAACGGCUUCCGCUUCAGCAAGCUACUCAGGACCUCCAGCAACGGCAAAAUGAAAAUACAACCCAUCAUGUUAUUAGGCGUAGAUACGCAAAUCACAAUCAAACCAAUCCUAUGGCAAGACAAGGACGAUGCAAUACAGCGACGGUAUUGGGUGCAACAUUAGACCAGAUUACGGUUGCUCGUGCUAUCUCUAGCAAGCCUAAACGCAAGGAGCUAUCCGGUAAUGAAAAUGACGAAAAUUCUCAAAAGAACACACCUACGGCCUCCGCCUCCGCUUCGGCAAGCACCUCCAUAGGUUCGCCAGUGGUGGCAGCUCAAGCAAAGAAGAGAUGUCUUGGCAACAACAAGAGAAUUGAUGCACGUCAACUACAUCAUAACCAGAAUCAGCGAGCAGCAAUUAAUUCCCGUAAUAACGAGAACAAAACGCCGGAACACAACAUUUCGGAUCCGUUCGGUAAUUAUGUUGCUACUACCACUAAUACCAUUGCUCAAACACCGUCUCAUAAUCAACGCGUGUCUCAACGCAUGUCCUUGUCGCAACAAGCUGUUGGCAGUUCUAAUGAAUUCAAACAUCCAAGAAAGACCAUGGCAUUAGAACGUGAUGCCCUUUAUGCAAUGCACGGUUCUAACCGUGUCUCAAAGAACACAAGCAGUAUGCAUAUCAACAAGCCGUUUCGAGUCUCAACAUCGAGAGUAGAGUCAACCGUUCUUCCACACCAUCUUCAUUCAAACCCACUCGCCGAAGACAACUCUGGUUUAUCAAAUGAGGGUCGCAACAACGGCAAUGAGGAAAUGGAAUCGGUUGAAUUGGAUAGGGACCAGGCUAUGAAAAUGUAA
Messenger RNA from Paraglomus brasilianum, 999 nucleotides. NCBI's taxonomy places the organism in Eukaryota, Fungi, Glomeromycota, Glomeromycetes, Paraglomerales, Paraglomeraceae. The record is from the annotation of a GenBank genome assembly.